Molecule: messenger RNA, 1182 nt
Organism: Propithecus coquereli (Coquerel's sifaka)
Lineage: Eukaryota; Metazoa; Chordata; Mammalia; Primates; Indriidae
Gene: AKR1E2
Product: aldo-keto reductase family 1, member E2
Exons: 10
Coding region: 24-953 (309 amino acids)
Cellular component (GO): cytosol
Molecular function (GO): aldose reductase (NADPH) activity
Source: RefSeq, a predicted model, not a curated record
CGGCACCUGGUAGGCGGUGCGGCAUGGAUGCGGAGCAGCCCACAGCCUGCCGGAAGAUCCCUGUCCUGGGCCUGGGCACCUGGAAGGCCUGUCCAGGAGAAGUGAUUGAGGCAGUAAAGGUGGCCAUUGAUUCAGGAUACCGGCACUUCGACUGUGCUUACUUUUACCAUAACGAGAAUGAAAUUGGAGCAGGGAUCCAUUCCAAGAUCAAGGAUGGCACCGUGACACGGGAGGAUCUGUUCAUUGUCAGUAAGCUGUGGUGCACCUACCACACGAAGUCCUUGGUGAAAACAGCGUGCAGCAAGAGUCUGAAGGCUUUGGAGUUGGAUUAUCUGGACCUCUACCUCAUGCACUGGCCCAUGGGUUUCAAGCCUGGAGAAACAGACUUGCCUAUGGACCACAAUGGCAUGAUCAUACCCAGUAACACAGACUUCCUGGACACGUGGGAGGCCAUGGAGGAUCUGGUGAUCGAGGGGCUGGUGAAGGACAUUGGGGUGUCAAACUUCAACCAUGAACAGCUUGAGAGGCUUUUGAAUAAGCCUGGGUUGAGGUUCAAGCCAAUAACCAACCAGAUUGAGUGCCACCCAUAUCUUAAUCAGAAGGAUCUGAUUGAUUUUUGCCAGUCCAGAAAUGUGUCUGUGACCGCUUACCGUCCUCUUGGUGGCUCAUGUGAGGGGGUUAACAUGAUGGACGACGCUGUGAUUCAGAGGAUUGCUAUGAAGCACAGCAAGUCUUCAGCUCAGAUUAUGAUCCGAUUUCAGAUCCAGAGGGAUGUGAUAGUGAUUCCCAAAUCUGUCACCCCAGAGCGGAUUAAAGAGAAUAUCCAGGUGUUUGAUUUUGAAUUAACAGAAGAAGAUAUGAAGGACAUGGUCAGCCUAGACAGGAAUCUCCGACUGGCCACGUUCCCCGUAACUGAGAAUCACAAAGACUAUCCUUUCCUCAUAGAAUACUGAGGACAGCCUCCCUCUCCCUCAUUUCUGCUUGGCCCAGACAGAUGGAUGCUGGCAGCAAUGUUGACCACCUCUGCAGGGGCUCUGUGGCCACAACGCGGAUGGGCCCCAUAGAGGUAGGUUUGGAAGGAUUCCCACCUGGAACAGAAGCCAACUUCUCUGAGAAAUCCAAAGAAUUGAGUGUGUUCUAAGUGAUGGAAAUGGGAUUUCUGUGUGACAGCUUGUGUGGCCU